UGAUCCAUCUGCAGGCGGGGUCGCGUAUUCGUGCGAGUGCCCUGCACCUUUCUCGAUAGUCUAGACGCGUGAGUUAAAUGUGAACGAGUGCGCGGAACGAAAAAGACAGAGUCUCCGACACACUCGUGAACUUUGUGCUACCGCUGGUGUCCCGCGCCCUUUUAUAAUUUAACAUUCCGCGCGUAUUGUGGUUGGCGCGAUUGGGCGCGAUCGACGCCGAUCGAGGUUCGCUCGGUGGCCGUCACCGAAGCGACACAACAGCUGACGGUUACAGAAUACUACAGAACGGAACGUUUACGGUUAGUGUCGUCCUGUCGUCCUCCAGUGUUGUUCGAAACCUCUGGUACGCGAGCGCGAACGACUAGCGCCCGCAACGUCCACGAGAUUUCGAACGUUGAAAUAUCUUGAACCGAUGGCUCGCGGCGCGACCUUGCUCGGACACGUUACCGGGAAGAAAAAGGUGUACGCGGUGUUAUUCGUGCGACAUCGAAUCCUCGACCGUGCAACGUCGAAUCUCGAUCGACGCAGGAAUCUGGUUACUCGACCAUCGUCGACACCGAUCCGUUGUGUCCCUGUCCGAUCGUGCGUUCGCUCCUAGACGUUUAGCGAACGAUUGCUCGGCGAAAGCAGCCGUUGAAUUUCGGGCUGUCGUGCUGUUCGAUCAUCCGACACUGGUCGUCGAAUCGUGUCGCGUUUCAACGGCGAAACGUUUCGACCGCAAUCACCGAUAGAAUGACAAGGAUACAAUGAACGUCCCCAUCGUGUCGGGAGACAUCACCGAAGAGGAUAACCCCAAACCGCGUUUCGUUCGGUUUCCCGCGGAGCGACGUUCCUUCGAGCCGGAGAUGGUAAUCGGAGACGAACGAUGAGGCUGCGAGAGAGCGAAUACUAUGUUGAAGUGGGCUUACUAUGCGCCUCUGACGAAGAAUCGGUCAUCUCCGACGACCCCGUUGGACGAACGGGAGAAGAGGACGAUCUGCGAAAAUUCACCGUCGCCGCCUAACCAGCCGCCAUCGCGGUUUUCGCGCAUAGGAAAACCUCCUUCCCCUUCUCGGUCGGAGGACGUAGAAAUUUUGCGAGAACCCAAGUCGACGAAAAAGUGUCUCGGGGGUUCCGAUCCAAGAGUGGCGACCUGUCGGGGAAAGUUGCAGAACAAACGGAGCAAGCUCAAUCAGGAAAUAAACAAGGAGCUACGGCUGCGUGCUGGCGCGGAAAAUCUGUUCAAAGCUACCACGAACAGGAAGCUGCGGGAAACGGUCGCCUUGGAGCUGAGCUUCGUCAACUCUAACCUGCAGCUGCUGAAGGAACAGCUCGCUGAGCUGAACAGCUCGGUGGAACUCUACCAGAAUGUCGACAGCGUGGAACCGGCGAUGCCCAUGAUCCCUCUGGGUCUGAAGGAAACCAAAGAUAUCGACUUUCGAGAUCCGUUUAAGGACUUUAUCCUUGAACACUACAGCGAGGAUGGAGGAAACUACGAGGAAGCCAUCGCGGACCUUAUGGAAACCAGACAGGCGACUCGAACGCCAACGAGAGAUGCAGCUGGCAUAGCGUUACUCCUGCGCUACUACAACCAACUGUACUUCGUCGAACGACGAUUCUUCCCGCCUGAUCGUAGCCUGGGCAUCUACUUCGAAUGGUUCGACUCGUUGACGGGUGUUCCAAGCUGUCAACGAACAGUCGCCUUCGAGAAGGCCUCCGUCCUGUUCAAUGCUGGAGGCUUGUACACCCAAUUAGCAGCGAAACAGGACCGUAGGACCGCUCGAGGAUUGGACCAGGCUAUCGACGCCUUCCUCAGAGCCGCUGGUACCUUUCGGUACAUACACGAAAACUUUACUAAUGCGCCCAGCAUGGACCUCGGACCAGACAUGCUCGAGAUGCUCGUCCAACUGAUGCUGGCACAGGCGAGGGAAUGUUUGUUCGAGAAGCUGGAGCUUCAAUCGGCGCAAGGAAGGAACAUGGACGUUUCUCUGGAUCUCGCGCAGGAAGCGGCACAGGUGGCAGCGGUCUACAGCGACGUCCACGGACUCAUAUCGCGCGAACCGGUUCGGGACUACGUUCCCGAGACAUGGAUCUCCCUGAUCUUGGUCAAACGUGAACAUCACCUGGCUCUAGCUCACAAGCAUCUCGCGCUUGGACUGUUCGAUCGUCCAGUCUCGGAAUGGCGCUCGGAAACGAGGCUAGCGCUCGAGCACGCGCAGAAGAGCGACGGAAAGACGCAGCUGGACAUAAUUCUGCCACGGGACGAAAACGAAAGAAAACUAUUAGGGAAAGCGCAUCUAAGGGAGGCUCUGGUUCUUCACGAGGAAAGCCAGAGGCUGCAGAGGAUGUGCAGAGACCUCAAAGCGAAACAGGCACUCGCCAAGGUUCUGAAGAAAGUCCAGGAGUCGACCGUGGAGAGCUACAAUGGUAUCGGAGAUGAGGAUGACUUUCGAGGGUUGCUGGAUCCUCCUGACAUUAUCGCGUCCACCAAGUUUCAACUAAACAUCACGCAUCCAGAUUUCGGCCAGCACGGAGUGGAUGAUCUUUUUAGAACCUUAGGGCCAGUGGCUAUAUUCUCAGCGAAAAGACAUUGGACUGCUCCGCGGCUGAUACAGCUUCAAAGAGGACCCGACGGCGAAGGCUUCGGUUUCAGCGUUCGCGGCGACGCUCCCGUGAUAAUAGCUGCGGUCGAUCACAAUUCGCUAGCCGACUUAGGUGGAAUGAAAGAAGGCGAUUUCAUAGUAGGCAUCGGCGAUAAGGACGUAAAAUGGGCGUCUCACGAACAAGUGGUGCGGCUGAUUAAACAAUCAGGGGAUUUUAUCAACUUGAAGCUGGUCACGCCUAUGGAUAGAAAUUAUUUAAAGAGGCCAGGUAAGACCAACCAGCAAGACAGGGGAAGCGUUUCAGCGAGUAGCUCUUCCGGCGUCUCUUCCGGUCAACCAAGUCCCGCCGGAUCCGUCACCACUGCUCAUGUGGCCAAAAAGCUACCCUGGAAUCCGUUCAAAAAAUCGACUGUACAGCGCGACAGCAGGGACCUGACGUUCGACAACGUUAUCUUGAGAUGAUUCGUUGGGCACUGGGCGUGUUUGAGCUUUCGUGGCAACGGAACGUAGCUAGGCCUGGGAUUUGUCGAAUUUUUCUCUAUUUAAAUAUUUCAUGCGCGGACAAAGUAACUAGAUAUUCCUAGCAUUUGGAACUUUUUGAACUUUAUUUUUAUUCCAGGUGUUAUUCAACAUAGACUGAUACAGUUUUUCAAACUCGGAAAGAAUCUAAGAAUUUGUUGAAGUCAAUUGCGGAGUUUUUUAAUACUAUACAAUAAAGAUGAAACUUGUUAUCGUAUAGUUUUAAAUAAAUUCCAAGAUCCACUUAAGUCCGCUGUUUUCUUCAUAUUUAACUUUGUACAUUGUUGUAGUAAACAAUGUAGAAAAAGUUUAACUCAAAGGAUAUGAACCUAUUUCAAUUCGUCAAGUUUAACACAUCAUCGAUAUCCAUAACCUGGAUCGCAAGGGGAUAAAAUAUUCUACUGUUAAAUUAUCGAAAUAAGUCCCAGCCCUAAAUUGCGAGCCUGGGAAACGCUUCGAGACGCGCGCCAGACUCCUCGCGUUGCCCGUAUUUCAACGAUUCUGUAUAAUACGCAUCUAUAGAAGUACUGUAUGUAUAUUCAUACGCUCGAAAUCUUAUCGCGUCCCGUAUCUCGAGGCUAGUUAGUUCCGAUCGAUGGAUCUCGAGCUACGAUGGUAUACGCGAAAUUACCACCGUGUGACCAGAGAUGAGCAAAAUUCUUAUCUAAAUGAAAAUCUCGAAUAACAAACAAAACACGAACAGUCAUGAAUCCGUUACUCGUUAACGCCUUGAACAAAUGGUAAUAUUAUCCGAUAAAGUGUUAUAUUGUACGUUGAUUCUAUUCGUCAUUUAUUAUUCGAAUAAAAUUUUGCCCAUCCUUGCGUGUGACUCGACGUCUCUCGACGGAUACGCGGUAUUGUACAAACGAUUGGUGAAACGUAUCGAGCGAAAACGUGCCGUCUCGUCGAAUAUAUGUUUGAUGUUGCUCUCCACGAAUGUACGCAUACGUAACGCGCCAAUUACAUAUUAUUCGAAAAGAAA
Hylaeus anthracinus is the source of this 4083-nucleotide messenger RNA. It is a transcript of the gene Rhp, whose product is annotated as rhophilin-2. The record is from RefSeq and is a predicted model, not a curated record. Bases 891 to 3044 code for a protein of 717 amino acids. Gene Ontology annotation, biological process: signal transduction; negative regulation of stress fiber assembly. The transcript has 13 exons. NCBI's taxonomy places the organism in Eukaryota, Metazoa, Arthropoda, Insecta, Hymenoptera, Colletidae. Gene Ontology annotation, molecular function: protein binding.